CUUUGAUGGAAAUCUCAUCGCCCAAAUGGUUAUCCGAACUGGAAAUGAUGGACUGUGCAUAUCAACACGAGAUCACAAAUUAUCCCCAUGAUUACACACUCGAUGAGCUCAAUUUUCCGACCAAUUUUCCGGCGACCGAGAAACUCCUUACUUCGGUCCAACUUGAUUCUAUUUCCUCUUCCCAGUUUAUUUCAUUUGGGGAUUCACCGGAAAUUGAGAAGCUUGAUUGUGCGAUGGGUAAGGACGAGAGAGGAAAAGAUUUGUCGUUUAUAAUACCCCAAAGUUUGGAUGUGAAUCAAAAUAGGUAUGCAAUUGGAUAUGAAGAAGGCCAUGACAUUACGAAGCGUGCAACAAUUGGUAGAACUUCAGGAAAUGGUCAACAACAUGUUAUAGCUGAGAGAAGACGAAGAGAGAAGCUAAGCCAAAGCUUUGCUGCUCUUUCAGCUCUAAUCCCCGGCCUCAACAAGACAGACAAGGCUUCAGUGCUUGGGGGAGCUAUCAAGUACGUGAAAGAGCUUCAAGAACGUGUCAAAUGGGCUGAGGAAGAAGCAGGAGAUGAGGAGGGGAGAGUAAUUAAAUCAGUUCCUAAGAUAGAAACAAGGGUUUUGGAGAGGGAUGUUCUUGUGAGAAUUCAUUGCAAGAAACAAAAAGGCUGUUUUUCAAACAUAUUAACCCAAAUUCAGAUGCUUAAGCUAACCAUUGUGAAUAGCUCCGUUUUGCCAUUUGGUCAUUCCAGACUUGAUAUAACCAUUAUUGCUCAGAUGGAGGUUGGUUUCUGCAUGACAGCCACAGAUCUUGGGAACAAGCUAACACAGACUUUGCUCGAGUUCAUAUAA
Messenger RNA from Cucurbita moschata (crookneck pumpkin), 836 nucleotides. Its product is annotated as transcription factor bHLH25-like. The transcript is spliced from 4 exons. Gene Ontology annotation, molecular function: protein dimerization activity. The record is from RefSeq and is a predicted model, not a curated record. NCBI's taxonomy places the organism in Eukaryota, Viridiplantae, Streptophyta, Magnoliopsida, Cucurbitales, Cucurbitaceae. The coding region runs from base 6 to 836 and encodes 276 amino acids.